AUGUCAGCACUCAUCCUUCGAGCGCUCUCUGCAUUGCUGGCGACCUGCGCUUGGCCGAGCCGGCGACGCCCCUCCCCGCCCCUCCCUGACAGCCACAACGACAACCACACCGACAACCACGCCGACAACCACGCCGACAACCACGCCGACAACCACACCGACAACCACACCGACAACCACGCCGACAACCACACCGACAACCACGCCGACAACCACGCCGACAACCACACCGACAACCACACCGACAACCACACCGACAACCACACCGACAACCACACCGACAACCACACCGACAACCACACCGACAACCACACCGACAACCACACCGACAACCACACCGACAACCACACCGACCCGCUACUCGACAGCAAUGCGUUUCCGCACCUCCUCGACGCGAUUAUUGCGGCCAGUGAGCCAUACGAACUCAUGGCCUUCCGACAAGUGAGCAAGGGCGCACGCUCUUGCGCCGACGCAGUUCUCUUCGCACACGUUGCCAUCGUCGCCCUCAAUAAUUACCCCUUGGUCGAGUAUUGGGCGCCGGACAUGCGUACCCGCCUCCCACUACAACCACGAAUGGACGCGGAAUGUAUCGACCACUCUGCCAAACUCACACACACACGAGCAUUGGACAUUUAUUUCGAUGGCCGUUGCUUCUCGGGGUAUUCAGCUAGGGUGUUCCGCCGCUACCAGUGGUGCGAGGGCCCCCCGUGGCCUGCCGCCACGCUCCUCAAGAACCCCGACAUUGUGCGACGCGCCGACGCGUCGAUGCCACAUCCACCCACGACAAUUCUGGUCGAUUACAUCGACUUGACGGCCCCGCUUUCCACAGGCAUGGAGUUCAUCCACGCUACCGGCGAGUGUACCGACUAUGUCCUUCAUCUGUCAUUUGCACAGCACAGCAACGUCGAACCCACCAGCCUGAGGCUGCGAGGCGCAAAGCGCUCCCACAAUAUCCGGAACAUCACCCUCAUCCUUUCCCCCCAAGGUGAAGCAUAUGGCGACUACAGCCGUCGCAAAGGAUGGGUGGACCGGUUCGACGUCCUCCUACCCUUAAUGCAAACCUUGGUGCCGUGGCUCGCUGGCGGGGCGAGGCUCACUAUUGUCGGUGCAGAACAAUGUCACCCCAUCUACAUCGGUCUGAUGGCUGGUACGACGCUCUAUCCAGGCCGCCAGCCACUCCACGAUCGAACGAUCCGAUGCCUCAGUGGUAUCAGUGAGAUGGGGGAAGGUAUUGCCAUCCCUCCAGUCUGGCAGGGCGCUCUGCGCUCUCGGGUGUAUGAGAUCCCGGUUGCAGAUGCGGAAUUUGGUAGUUCGGCUGACGAGAACUGGCAUUGGAACCGCAACGAGGUCGACCGCGCACACGAGGUCGCUGAGACCAUGCUUUUUGUGACGUUUGACGAGUGGCGGGCAGAGCAAGAUGGUGUUGUGGCCCAGUGGCGACCCGCGAAAUCUGUCUAA
Messenger RNA from Cutaneotrichosporon cavernicola, 1458 nucleotides. RefSeq lists its product as uncharacterized. Lineage: Eukaryota; Fungi; Basidiomycota; Tremellomycetes; Trichosporonales; Trichosporonaceae. The transcript has a single exon. The record is from RefSeq and is a predicted model, not a curated record. The coding region runs from base 1 to 1458 and encodes 485 amino acids.